CAACGUUGUGUAAACGAUAUAAUUGUAAUAGAACGCCACUCUUAUUGUAUUGGUUUGGUGUAUCCAAGAAAAAUAUGUACAGCAACCUAGCGACGAAAUAAACGCCUCUUUUUAGUUUUCAUUUAUCGUUCAUUGUCGGUCCUUGCGGUCUUGUAUUACAUAAGCUAUUUUAAAAGUAGUAAAAAAUUCAAGCAAUGGCAGAACCAAAGAUAGAACCACCAACGAGUGAAGUCGAAGGAACUUACUCGACCCCAGCUAAUGAUCCUAAAAACAUGCAGGAGGUAACGCAGUAUGUACAAUCUCUUUUGCAAAAUAUGCAAGACAAGUUCCAGAGUAUGUCAGAUCAGAUCAUCAACAGAAUAGACGAGAUGGGAACACGAGUUGAUGAACUUGAGAAAAAUAUUACAGAUCUUAUGACACAAGCUGGAGUUGAAAAUGAAAAAUAGAAUAGAACCCUAUAGUUUAUUUAAUUUAAAGAAAUUUUUCCACUUUCAUAGAGUAUAAGAGCUGUCACAUACCUGUUUAGGAAAACAUUUGUAUGCAAUUUUGUAUUAGACAAUGAAAACAGGAAAAGCAGGAGGUUUGUUUUGAAAUGUGCCUUUAAUGUUUAAAUGUUUUAAUUUAUCAAUGGUAAUUUUGGUUUUACAAAGCGCUAGCACAUUAGUAAGCUUUAUAUGUAGAGGACAAUGUUAGAAAAUAUCAAUUUUUGAUGUUUAGUAAUGGUGACAAGAAGUAUUGGAAGCUAAAGUUACUGGCACCAAACACAUGUUUUAAUGAUUGCAAAAAAAGAUGCAACCUGAUCAAUAUCAUGAUUUGUCUUUACUGGGUUCAAUAAUUUUUAAUUUAUAAAAAAGUGACAAUACAAAACAUCAUUUAUUUUGUAAGUGCCACAUUAAGUUUUGUAAAUUUGUGAAGAUACCCUUACAUAUAUAUGUAAUAUUUCAUUUACUAUAAGUUAACCUUCUUUCACUGAUACAAAUAUAUAAAAAUAUGUAUAUAUU
Amyelois transitella is the source of this 1001-nucleotide messenger RNA. RefSeq names its product heat shock factor-binding protein 1. Gene Ontology annotation, cellular component: nucleus; cytosol. The coding region runs from base 195 to 446 and encodes 83 amino acids. NCBI's taxonomy places the organism in Eukaryota, Metazoa, Arthropoda, Insecta, Lepidoptera, Pyralidae. Gene Ontology annotation, biological process: cellular heat acclimation. The transcript has 2 exons. The record is from RefSeq and is a predicted model, not a curated record. Gene Ontology annotation, molecular function: transcription corepressor activity.